This is a messenger RNA of Maniola jurtina (meadow brown), 963 nucleotides long. RefSeq names its product 26S proteasome non-ATPase regulatory subunit 9. Lineage: Eukaryota; Metazoa; Arthropoda; Insecta; Lepidoptera; Nymphalidae. The transcript is spliced from 3 exons. Gene Ontology annotation, cellular component: cytoplasm; nucleus. Gene Ontology annotation, molecular function: protein binding. Gene Ontology annotation, biological process: proteasome regulatory particle assembly. The record is from RefSeq and is a predicted model, not a curated record. Bases 205 to 876 code for a protein of 223 amino acids.
AGGGCGAGGCAGACGUAGUGAUUACAUACUCUUUGGAGCAACUUUCCAACUUUCGAGGUAGUCAGACAUGUCAGACAUCACAUAGGUAAAUAAAUAUCUUCAUGUCAGUUGACCAAAUCGCGAAGCAAAGUCUGAAAUAUUCAAAAAAAUUGUGUCUUGAGUCUGACUGUAAACAAUAUCGUAAUACUAAAACCGAAACAAGAAAUGGUACAAUAUAAAAUGGACGGACCAGCUCGAGAUCAAGUCAUGAAAUUGAUGCAAGAAAAAGAUCGAAUAGAGAGUGAGAUACGCGAGCAAAACUUGGUUCUGGAGGAAAACAAUGUUGGGAUGCAGGAUUCACUUAUUGAUGGAGACGGCUAUCCUCGUAACGAUAUUGAUGUUUAUAAAGUGAGGCAUGCCAGGCACCGAAUCAUCUGUCUCCAAAAUGAUCAUAAAAAUAUAAUGAAACAAAUUGAAAGAGGUCUCAGUGAAGUGCACUCUCAAUUUGUUGCCAACGGUGAGGGAACAUCAAGAGAUGAUCAUUCACACAGUUCACAUUACACAAAUGGUUUUGCUGGAGGAACAAGCCAUGCCAGUGCACAGUCCCGGCCACAGACAAAUAGUGAUGAAAGUUUUGCCGUUAUUGCAUUGGUUGUGGUGGGAUCUCCUGCAGAUAUAGCAGGUCUAAAUGAAAAUGAUGAAUUGCUCGAAUUUGGUACAAUCAAUGCAGCCAACUUCACAGAUGUAAACCAAGUAAAUUCCCUCGUACAACACUCAGUGGGGCAACCCAUUCAGGUGCGAGUGAGACGGGGCAGGCAUGUGCUUAGUCUUACCGUUGUGCCCAGAAUAUGGACCCAGCCUGGUUUGCUGGGCUGCCGGAUCGAAAAGAAGUCUUGAAUAUUGUAAGAAUAUAUUAUAUUGUUUAAAGAAUUUUUUUUUACAAAUUGUGUACAUAUAUUUUGCAUCUUUAUGGGCUAAAAUAUA